Molecule: messenger RNA, 1172 nt
Organism: Grammomys surdaster
Lineage: Eukaryota; Metazoa; Chordata; Mammalia; Rodentia; Muridae
Gene: Il18
Product: interleukin 18
Exons: 6
Coding region: 272-859 (195 amino acids)
Biological process (GO): inflammatory response; immune response
Molecular function (GO): cytokine activity
Source: RefSeq, a predicted model, not a curated record
UGCUUCAAAAUUCUCGUGCCCUGGCACUAUGCAAAGGCGGGCCUGAGGCGUGCCAGAGGCAGUCUCCUCCCUUUGCCUGCCUUCUUCCUCAUUCUUGUGCCUUGGUAUCACAGACGCAGCCGACCUGGUGGGGGUUCUCUGUAGCUCCAUGCUUUCUGUCAUCCUGGCUGCCGGCUCCAGCUGCUGACAGGACUGCCAUUUUCUGCAACCUCCAGGGUCAGGAAAAGAAAGACGUCUCAAAACUUCCAAAUCACUUCCUCUUGGCCCAGGAAUGAUGGCUGCCAUAACAGAAGAAGGCUCUUGCAUCAACUUCAAGGAAAUGGUGUUUGUUGACAACACGCUUUACUUUAUACCUGAAGAUAAUGGAGACCUGGAGUCAGACCACUUCGGCAGACUUCACUGUACAACUGCAGUAAUGCGGAGCAUAAAUGACCAGGUUCUCUUCGUUGACAAAAGAAAGCAGCCUGUGUUUGAGGAUAUGCCUGAUAUUGAUCGGAAUGCCCAUGGAUCCCAAACCAGACUGAUAAUAUAUAUGUAUAAAGAUAGUGAAGUAAGAGGACUGGCUGUAACUCUGUCUGUGAAGGAUGGAAGAAUGUCUACCCUCUCCUGUAAAGACAAAGUCAUUUCCUUUGAGGAAAUGAAUCCACCUGAAAAUAUUGAUGAUAUAAAAAGUGAUCUCAUAUUCUUUCAGAAACGUGUUCCAGGACACAACAAAAUGGAGUUUGAAUCUUCACUGUAUGAAGGACACUUUCUAGCUUGCCAAAAGGAAGAUGAUGCUUUCAAACUCGUUUUGAAAAAGAAGGAUGAAAAUGGGGAUAAAUCUGUAAUGUUCACUCUUACUAACAUACAUCAAAGUUAGGUAUUAAAGUUUUUGUGUGGGCUGGAGAGAUGGCUCAGUGGUUAAGAGCACUGACUGCACUUCCAGAGGUCCUGAGUUCAAAUCCCAGCAACCACAUGGUGGCUCACAACCAUCUGUAAUGAGAUCUGAUGCCCUCUUCUGGUGUGUCUGAAGACAGCUACAAUGUAUUAAUAUAUAGUAAAUAAAUAAAUUUAAAGUUUUUGUGUUCCAGAAAGAUGAUUAGUACACAUGAGUCUUAUGAUAACCUACUCUGUAUUUCCAUAACAAAAUACCUGAGGCUGCAUGAUUUAUAGAGUAAACAAGUUUAAUUGUC